UACCCUGGAUAAAUAUUGGGAAAUAUAUAGUAUGGUAACACAAAUAAUGAAACAUGAAUAGACAGAUAUCUAUUCUUGAAACACAACACUGAAGAAGAUAACGAAUGGCUAACAGUAAAAGUAACAGCGCACCUCUCACCCUCCUCUGUCUCCUCAUCCUCUCCGCCACCGCCUACGGCCGCUUCAUCACCAACAAUUCAUCAUCCGAUCUGGUUUCCGAUGGAGUCCACGACGGUUUCCACGCUCCGCCGCUCCUCCUCCGCCUUAAUCCGCUCCGUUCAUCUGACUCGUGCGACCAGACCUACGGCUUCUUGCCCUGCACCACCACCGUACUCGGAAACGUCUUCCUCAUUCUCGUCUAUGGCUACCUAAUGUUCCUCGCCGCCACCUACCUCUCCAGCGGCAGCGAACUCUUGCUGAAGAUUCUAGGUCCCGGUAUCAUCGGCGGCCUCUUCCUUCCCAUUCUCGGCGCUCUUCCCGAUGCCAUGCUUAUUCUCGUAUCUGGACUCUCUGGAACUACAGAAACAGCUCAAAGUCAGGUCUCAGUUGGAAUGGGCUUGCUAGCUGGGUCUACAGUCAUGCUUCUAACUGUAAUAUGGGGAACUUGUGUUAUUGUCGGCAAGUGUGACCUGCACGAUUCAAUUGCAAUAGAUGGAAAAGAUACAAAGAAAUUUAGCUUAACUAGUUCUGCUGUCACUACUGACAUCUGGACUAGCUAUGCUGCAAUGAUCAUGGCUAUAUCUGUAAUACCAUUUCUUGUUGUCCAGAUACCACAAUUUAUGAAUUCAACUUCAGGAAGACACUUGGCAGUCUUGAUUGCACUUAUUGUCUCUGUCUGUAUGCUGAUUUCAUAUUGUCUUUAUCAGGUUUUUCAGCCAUGGAUCCAGAGGAGAAGACUUGCUUAUGUGAAGGAUAAGCAUGUAAUAUUGGGGUUUCUGAAAUAUCUAAAGAUGCGUGCACUGGGAAGGUUCAUCAAGGACAAUGGCGAUCUUAAUACUGAAAUUGUAGAAAAGCUAUUUCACACAAUUGAUGGGGAUAAGGAUGGAUUUAUUUCAGAACCUGAAUUAAAAGCUUUGAUCGUAGGGAUGCAGAUUGAUGAGAUUAACUUUGAUCAGAUUAACUUGACUGAGGAUGAUGCUGUGAAGAAAGUGAUGAAUGCUUUUGAUACUUCUAAUGAUUAUAAAAUUGAUUUGCUCGAGUUCAACAAUGGAAUCUCAAAAUGGCUUGACGAGGCGAAGCAGGCUGGAGCUCCUUCUCGUGAGGCUAGUCCUGGCACGAUGAAAUAUCUUGAUGACUUCCACAAGCAAACAAAGAGAGAACACUAUCUUUUGGGGGAUCAAAGUGGGGAUCAAAGUGUGGAUCAAAGUGACGAAGUCGUGGAGGGUGUUGAAAAUCCCAAGUGGACCUCUCUUAAAGCAGUGUUAAUGUUGGUGGUGGGGACUGUCAUCGCAGCUGCAUUUGCUGAUCCUUUGGUAGAUGCUGUUGAUAAUUUCUCCGAUGCCACAAGCAUUCCAUCUUUCUUCAUCUCAUUUAUUGCGCUGCCUUUGGCUACUAACUCUAGUGAGGCAGUAUCGGCUAUUAUCUUUGCUAGCCGGAAAAGGAUGAGAUCAGCCUCAUUAACAUUUUCCGAGUUAUAUGGGGCAGUAACCAUGAACAACGUCCUUUGCUUGUCAGUUUUCUUAGCUCUGGUUUAUGUCCGAGGAUUGACAUGGGACUUCUCAGCGGAAGUUCUGGUUAUUCUAGUUGUUUGCCUCGUGAUGGGUGCAUUUGCUAGCUUCCGAACCACCUUCCCUCUUUGGACAGCUUUAGUGGCCUUCUUCCUCUAUCCGUUCUCCCUGGCACUCGUGUAUGUUCUUGACUAUGUUCUUGGCUGGUCAUAGAGGGAUUCGUAGAGGUUGGUACUUUCUGGUGAUUGACUAAUCAAUCGCGGUUUCUUACCCUUUCUUUUUUUUUUUUUGUUAGUUUGUAAAUCUGAGAACUAUGGCAUGGCUAUUUUUCGGGAUAUAUAGAAAGCCAUGAUGAUGUUGCAUUCCAUCUUGUGUAUCAUUUGCGUGCAAGCUUGAUAUUGUAGUCUGUAUGUUACUUGUGUCUCUGUUGAAUUUUAAUUGGAUAUUUUGAUUAUGAAUUGAGUUAUGUUAACAGCUUAUGAACCAA
Camellia sinensis is the source of this 2154-nucleotide messenger RNA. RefSeq names its product sodium/calcium exchanger NCL. Gene Ontology annotation, biological process: calcium ion transmembrane transport; intracellular calcium ion homeostasis. Gene Ontology annotation, molecular function: calcium:proton antiporter activity; calcium ion binding. Gene Ontology annotation, cellular component: membrane. The record is from RefSeq and is a predicted model, not a curated record. NCBI's taxonomy places the organism in Eukaryota, Viridiplantae, Streptophyta, Magnoliopsida, Ericales, Theaceae.